Molecule: messenger RNA, 741 nt
Organism: Armigeres subalbatus
Lineage: Eukaryota; Metazoa; Arthropoda; Insecta; Diptera; Culicidae
Exons: 1
Coding region: 1-741 (246 amino acids)
Biological process (GO): proteolysis
Molecular function (GO): aspartic-type endopeptidase activity
Source: RefSeq, a predicted model, not a curated record
AUGAAGAGAGACUGUAAAGUUCAGAGUGGGAAAAAAGACACUCGGGAGCUGAAUCCCAAAUUAAUGCGAGUAGUAGAAGAGAAGAGCAUGUUUGUGAAGAAUGUGGUAGUAGCGGGAAUAACACUGAAAGCUCUAGUGGAUACCGGAGGAAAGGUAUCGACGAUUCAGGAGAAGUAUGCAAAGAUAGUCGGAGAGCUGAAGCCUAGUCGCAAAGUGUUGCGGGGAUUUGGAAAAAAGGAGGUAACUGUGUCCUCAAAAGUGUGUACCGAUCUUCUAGUUGAUGGAAUCACUUUGCCCGUAGAGCUGCAGGUCGUGCCCACAUGGGUACAAGAUACCGCUAUCAUAUUGGGAGAAGAUGUGAUUGACCAGGAUCGGCUAAUUAUGGUGAAACGAAAGGGCGACGUAAAGUUUUCAUGGGAAAAAGAGACGGAGUCUGUAAUUCCCGCUUUAGAGUCUGGAGAGCAGACAGGUGAAUCUUCUGUAGCUCGAAUGUAUACGAUAGCGGUUGCGGCAGACAAGGAGAUUGAGAAGGAGUUGUUAAAUACUGAUGGAGAUCACCAACAUAAACAGCAGUUAAUCACUAUAGUUCGACAAUACAGAAACUGUUUUGCUCUCAACAUGAUGGAGAUGGGAUGCGCAAAAUCAACGGUGAUGAAGAUUAAUCUCUCAUGUGACGAACCAGUGUACAUGAAACCCAGAAGAGUAGAAUACGCGCGUCAGAAUGUUUUACACGUAGGCUGA